AUGGCUCUUGUUCGUUAUAAUCUAGUCAUAUAUAUACUUGUAUCCGUAUUACUAUUACUAGGAAGUUAUUUGGAAUUCACCAGAGAACCUUCAAUAGAUCGACCACGGUUGUCAUUUCUACCCAGUGCAUACAAUCUGAGCCCACCUGAUCCAUCGGAAUCUGAAAAUCGACAUCUGUCACAGGAUCAAUGUAUAGAAAGGUAUCCCAAGCUUUACCACGAGGCAGAUAGGGCGAAGGCAUGGUAUCAUGCAAGAAAAGGUAUAAGUAAAAGAAUGGUCGAUGAGGCCGAAACAGAUGGAGGGAAUGCCAGAUUAGUAAUCUUGAACAACAAGUUAUUCGUGAAAGCUUUUAAUGGGGGAAUCAAUACUCGUACCCAAGCCGUUAUCGCUGCAGUAUAUGCGACUUUGUUGACGAGUCCGGAGCCGCUGCCAGACGUUGAUUUCGUCGUUCAAACCAGUGAUGCAGGGUCAGGUGAUCAUCCUCGAUUUGUGCUUGACAGAAAAUCCGAAGAAACAGCAUUGUGGUUGAUGCCAGAUUUCGGUUUCUUCUCUUGGCCUGAACCUGGGGUAGGGGCAUAUACCGAAGUCAGAAGCAAGACGCUAGCGUACGAACAUGAUCUAGGUCUCCGUUUGGGUGAUGAUAUGGAUGUACUGCAUGAUAGCUGGGAGAACAAGACUCAACAGUUGUUUUGGAGAGGUGUUCCACAGGUGGAAGUCAGGCAUGAAUUACUUCGAGCAAGUGAGAAUCAGCCGUGGUCAGACGUGAGGGCGCUUGAUUGGGGAGCUAUAAAUCAAGAUGAAGAAGGCAGGAAGAAGAAUAAUGGAGACUUGAAGAGUCCAGCUCAACAUUGUCAAUACGCAUUCUUGGCCCACGUAGAAGGAUGGGCAUAUAGUGGUCGAUUGAAAUACCUUCAGCAAUGCCGCUCUGUCAUAGUCACACAUGAAAUGGAAUAUAUACAGCAUUAUCAUCAUCUAUUCGUUGCACAAGACGGGGAUGACAAUCAAAACAUGGUAGAAGUUCAGAGACCCUUGGAAGAACAUCUCCCUAGUGUGAUGGAAGAAUUGUUAGAUCCAAAAAAUGAAGAAAAGGUACGAAGGAUUGCGGAUAAUAACUGGAAGAUGAUCAGGGAAGGCUACAUAAGUCCAGCUGCAAACGAUUGCUACUUCCGUUAUGCCCUAAGGGCCUAUGCCUCAGCACAGACUUUCCAACCUUCACUAGAAGACAGAUCAGCUCCAUACGAGAGCUUCUUGUUGAUGGGAACGACGCACUGGGAUCCUCAUCGAUGA
This is a messenger RNA of Kwoniella shivajii, 1287 nucleotides long. RefSeq lists its product as uncharacterized. The coding region runs from base 1 to 1287 and encodes 428 amino acids. The transcript has 7 exons. The record is from RefSeq and is a predicted model, not a curated record. Lineage: Eukaryota; Fungi; Basidiomycota; Tremellomycetes; Tremellales; Cryptococcaceae.